AUGAAGGACGAGCAGAUUGUCGGCGCCGCCUUGGCUGGAGUUCUUCCCAAGACAGACAGAUACUGGUUCCAACAGCCGCAUUUGCUCAGGUUGAAUCUGCUACUUCUGAUCCCUCUACUGUCCUCUUCAGUUGCAGGUUACGAUGGCUCCUUGAUGAACGGCCUUCAAUCCCUUCAACAGUGGCGAGAAUACUUUGGACAUCCGGCCGGCGUAAGGUUGGGAGUUGUGAACGCAGCGCAAUCUAUUGGAUCUGUUCUAGCCCUACCUAUUGUGGGAUAUCUGGCGGAUCGCUUCGGCAGGAAGCCCGUUCUCCUGUCUGGCAUCAUUCUCAUCAUCAUCGCCACGAUAAUCCAGUCCACCUCGAUCAACCUACCGAUGUUCAUCAUCUCGCGGCUAGUUGUCGGCUUCGGUGGCAUGUUUGUCGUUCAUCCGAGUCCCAUGCUCAUUGCUGAAUUAGCUUGUAAGCACCCGGAACAAGAUGAGAUGAAAGACUUUUCACUGACGGACGACGAAAAGACCCGACACACCGUGGAAAAUACACAUCAGCUUAUUGGACUAUGUAUUAUCUUGGUACGUGCGAUCUUGGCUUCCUGGACAACUUUCGGCUGCCAAGAUUACCAAAGUGAGCGGGCAUGGCGGGUUCCCUCCAUUCUUCAAGCCGGCUUCCCACUGGUGCAGCUAUGCUUCUAUGCCUGGGUUCCAGAGUCACCCAGAUGGCUGGUAGCACGAGAAAGAACUACAGAAGCAGCUGCAAUUCUCGCAAAGUAUCAUUCAGGGAUUCAUGCCCCAUCUGGAGGCCAUACUCCUCUUGUCCGCCGUGAAGUGGCCGAAAUUGUCCAGACAAUCCAGCAAGAAACGUCUGCAGAGACGACGGGCUGGGUGGCGUUGGUAUCCACGCCUGGCAAUCGCAAGAGGACACUAAUUGCAGUUUGUGUGGGAGCGUUUGCACAGUGGGAUGGCAUUGGCGUAGUCUCGUACUAUCUCACACUUGUUCUCAACACCGUCGGUAUCACGGACACCUUUACACAAACCUUGAUCAACGGUCUUCUUCAGGUCUUCAAUUUCGCUGCCGCUUUAAGCGCUGCCUUCCUCGUCGACCGGCUUGGCCGUCGAACUCUAUUCCUUUGGUUAGGGGCAGGCAUGCUGGUGAGCUACUGUUAG
Colletotrichum lupini is the source of this 1161-nucleotide messenger RNA. RefSeq lists its product as uncharacterized. The record is from RefSeq and is a predicted model, not a curated record. Gene Ontology annotation, biological process: transmembrane transport; carbohydrate transport. Gene Ontology annotation, cellular component: membrane. The coding region runs from base 1 to 1161 and encodes 386 amino acids. NCBI's taxonomy places the organism in Eukaryota, Fungi, Ascomycota, Sordariomycetes, Glomerellales, Glomerellaceae. The transcript is spliced from 4 exons. Gene Ontology annotation, molecular function: carbohydrate:proton symporter activity.